GGGCAGGGCACGGACCACACGACGGCCCUAGCGCCCCGUGUGUGGGUGCCCACACCCCAGCUUUACAGACAUGGAGACCGAGGCGGAGGUCAGGCAGGGCUCAGGUUGAUGCCCGGGGAGGGGCCAGCCCUGGCAGCGAUGGGGGCACCCCCCAGGUGACCGCAGGCCCCCGGAUGCCCAGCCCGGGACCUUCCUGGACCAGGCCAAGGAGGGGACGUGUCCAAAGCUUCUGAGUAGCUGAUCACCAGGAGGGGCAAGGGGCAAGGAGGGGUCACCACGGCCACUCGGAGUCUGACUGGGGACUGAGGGUAACUGUGCCCUUCUCAGGGGUGGGGACCGCAGAGGGCAGGGAUGGGGCAGCAUUGAAUGCACAGAGUGUCAGGUGCCCGUGGGCCGUGGGUGGCUGGACGUGGGGGAGUGGGCCAGAGAGAGGCCGGGGCUGGGGAUGGAAGCAUGUGGGGCCGGGGAGGUGCUCCAUGUGUGGUGUGUUUCGACGUUUGGCUGGGUCACAUCAGGACUGGGCGGUCUGCAUGAUGGCAGGGUCUGUGCUGUGGCUGCAGGUGGGUGGCCAUGGUUGGGAGGGAAGGUCACUGGCUCUGGGUGGCAGGGGGUGGCCACUCAAGUGGUCACACGGGUAGAUGGACGAUGCUCUCAUCUUUUCCCGAGGGUGCAGACCCCACCCGUACCUUGUGACAGAGGGCUGUGGGUGGACCUGCAGCCCCCACAGGACAAUUGACUUCAGGGGCUGCUGCCCCACCCCCUCCCCCGACACUGUGCCUGCAGGGGGGCCCUGGCUGACAUGCGAGAGUCCCUAAGAAGCUGAGAAGCUCACCACCCCGCUGGGGAGAAGAGCUGGGGCCAAGGACCCUCUGGGAUCUGUAGCUGCAGGGUGGGGCAGUCCGGCAUGCUGCCUGGAGGAGGCAGCCAGACCUGUGUGGGCAGCGGUGGGCACUGUGCUGCAGGGCUCUCCUGGAUUAAGGCUCUGCUUCCUCCUUGGAGUCUGACCCCCCGUGGGGACCUGCCCCACCCUUCUCUGAGGUUCUCGAAACCGCGCUGCAGGAGCAGAAGGGCGAGCUGCGCAAGCGGCUGUCCUACACCACGCACAAGCUCGAGAAGCUCGAGACCGAGUUCGACUCCACGCGCCACUACCUGGAGAUCGAGCUGCGGCGCGCACAGGAGGAGCUCGAGAAGGUCACGGAGAAGCUGCGCAGGAUUCAGAGCAACUACAUGGCGCUGCAGAGGAUCAACCAGGAGCUGGAGGACAAACUGUACCGCAUGGGCCAGCACUAUGAGGAAGAGAAGCGAGCGCUGAGCCACGAGAUUGUUGCCCUCAACAGCCACCUGCUGGAGGCCAAGGUGACCAUCGACAAGCUGUCGGAGGACAAUGAGCUCUAUAGGAAGGACUGCAAUCUAGCGGCCCAGCUGCUGCAGUGCAGCCAGACCUACGGCAGGGUCCAUAAGGUGUCCGAGCUGCCCUCCGACUUCCAGGAGCGCGUGAGCCUGCACAUGGAGAAGCACGGCUGCAGCCUGCCCUCCCCGCUCUGCCGUCCGGCCUAUGCCGACAGUGUCCCCACCUGCGUCAUUGCCAAGGUGCUGGAGAAGCCUGACCCCACCACCCUGUCCUCCCGCCUGUCUGAUGCCUCAGCCCGCGACCUGGCCUUCCGGGAUGGGAUGGAGAAGCAGGGCCCACGCCCCCCCUACAAGGGGGACAUCUACUGCAGCGACACGGCCCUCUACUGCCCCGAGGAGCGGCGGCGCACCCGGCGGCCCAGCGUGGACGCGCCCGUGACCGACGUGGGCUUCCUGCGGGCCCACAACUCCACCGACAGCGCAGCCGAGGAGGAGGAGGAGGCCGAGGCGGCCGCCUUCCCCGCAGGCUUCCAGCAUGAGGCCUUCCCAGGCUAUGCGGGCUCGCUGCCCACGUCCAGCUCCUACUCCAGCUUCAGCGCCACGUCGGAGGAGAAGGAGCACGCCCAGGCCAGCACGCUCACUGCCUCGCAGCAGGCCAUCUACCUGAACAGCCGCGACGAGCUCUUCGACCGCAAGCCGCCCGCCGCUGCCUACGAGGGCAGCCCGCGCUUCGCCAAAGCCACGGCCAGCGUGGCAGCGCCGCUCGAGGCCGAGGUGGCCCCGGGGUUUGCGCGGACCAUGUCUCCGUACCCCACUGAGCCCUUCCGCUUCCCGGCUUCCCCGGGCCCCCAGCAGGCCCUGAUGCCCCCAAACCUGUGGAGCCUGCGGGCCAAGCCGGGGGCGGCCCGGCUCCCUGGGGAGGACGUGCGGGGCCAGUGGCGGCCCCUGAGCGUGGAGGACAUUGGCGCCUACUCCUACCCAGCCACCACUGCCGGCCGCGCCUCACCCUGCAGCUUCUCGGAACGCUACUAUGGCAGUGGGGGCAGCCCGGGCAAGAAGGCCGAGGGCCGCGCCAGCCCCCUCUAUGCCACCUACAAGGCCGACAGCUUCUCGGAGGGUGACGACCUCUCCCAGGGCCACCUGGCAGAGCCCCGCUUCCUCCGGGCCGGCGGCGACCUGAGCCUGAGCCCCGGCCGCGCAGCCGACCCACUGCCCGGCUACGCGCCCAGCCAGGGGGACGCGGAGAGGCUCGGGGUGCAGUUGUGCGGGGCGGGCGGCAGCCCUGAGCCCGAGCACAGCCCCCACAGUUCCAGGGACUCCCUGGAGCCCAGCUCCAUGGAGGCCUCCCCGGAGAUGCACCCCGCUGCCCGCCUCAGCCCCCAGCCAGCCUUCCCGCGGACUGGUGGCUCGGGGCUCAGCCGCAAGGACAGCCUCACGAAAGCCCAGCUCUACGGAACCUUGCUCAACUGAGCACCUGCCUGCAGGCCGCAGCCACCCACCCCACCUGGGCCCCGAGGGCACAGCGCGCCUCUCCCCGAGUCACCCGUCCCCCCCAGCCCCCCCCCACCAACCAGGACCCUCUCUUCCACCCAACCCAGUCGGGCCUGAGAGGAGGCCCCCUCCCCCCCCACAGCAUCUUGCCCAUCCCAGCCCCGCCGCGGUGGAACGUUUUUCACACCCCAACAUCCUUCCCCACCUGAGAUGAGCAUUUCCCCCCUUUUAUAAAGUGAAACUAUUUUUAUAGAGAAAAAGGGUCUUUCUUAACGCACUUGGCCUCCAGCUCCCUGGAUGGCAGCCUUGGCGUUUUCAACACAAAGCUCCUUUAUUUUUCGGGGGAGGACAAGUGGAGCCUGCCCCUGGGAGGGGAAGGACGGUGUCUUGUGGAGACACCCCCAGUGGGCCGGUGACCAGGGAACCCGAAACUCUGUCCACGAAGAGGGGAACUGGAAUGGGUGGAGGGAUGUGAAAUGUUUUUAAACUGUUUUCGCCGUGUGACCGAUACACCACCCCAGCUCUCCUGUGGUCCGCUGUCCCGAGUGGGGCCGGUGCUCGUCCCCCAGUGUCCCGCUCCCCGGCACCACCUCGCUCUACCUCAGACGUAAUGAGGCCCUCCAACUCCCGGUUUCUGUGGCUUGCUCUCCUGUUGUCUGCGAUGCAUGCCUUGUCUCAGUUAGUACUGUACUUCUGUUCAUUAAUAAAAGACAUCGGUGGAAAGAACUUGGCUCCGGGUUGUUUCUUCUCCCCACGGCCU
Molecule: messenger RNA, 3601 nt
Organism: Zalophus californianus (California sea lion)
Lineage: Eukaryota; Metazoa; Chordata; Mammalia; Carnivora; Otariidae
Gene: BEGAIN
Product: brain enriched guanylate kinase associated
Exons: 6
Coding region: 1228-2820 (530 amino acids)
Cellular component (GO): synapse
Source: RefSeq, a predicted model, not a curated record